Molecule: messenger RNA, 702 nt
Organism: Ilyonectria robusta
Lineage: Eukaryota; Fungi; Ascomycota; Sordariomycetes; Hypocreales; Nectriaceae
Exons: 1
Coding region: 157-621 (154 amino acids)
Source: RefSeq, a predicted model, not a curated record
AUUUCUCUCCCGCCUCUCUCCUUCAGGAGCCUCCAACGCCUGCGCCAGUCCCGCGCUACGGAGGGCAAUGGCUUUCGGUGACGGGGGCGCUUGAAUCGAAGAGCGGGUUUGCUUUCGUGGGACGGACCAAUUUAGCCAGCGCUUUUACCCGCUCCAAUGGCUGCCGAGGGAGCUGGAGAUGAUCCACUGGGCAUAGGUCCGGCCGUCGGUGAGUCGCAGAGAUGGCUUCGUAAUAGCUGUCGCGAGGGCCGAGUUGUUGAGGAGUGGAUUCCGCCGUGUGCCUGUGUGUGCCGGUGUCUACAGUAUCUCUCUGUGUGUGCUGUCAGAUGUCUCGUGUUUGUCGGCAUGUUGCGUAAAGGUGUUGUUGGUGUGGGGAACCAUCCCUCGCCUAUCGCCCGGACCGGGACAGGGAACCAUCUCUCGGGAGACUGGAUGCGACCUGGGAGCGGGCUAUCGAUUCAUCUCACAAGGAGACCGCGUCCUACAGUUUCCAUGACCCGAGGCCGUGCUCGUUCAAUGCGAUGCUGUCCUCGCUGGUUCCUGGUUCCCAGUCCCUCGCAUGUCGUUGAUCCCAGCAUUGGAGCCGCGGCGGGGGGAGGUGGCAGCUUCCGCGGGGUCUAGGGUGGAUGGGUUGGCGUGAGGCUUCAGGGGGUUAAUUAGUGGGCUUUUGCACUUGACGGGUGCAUGGACUCACUGUCUGAG